Pristis pectinata (smalltooth sawfish) is the source of this 878-nucleotide messenger RNA. Its product is annotated as uveal autoantigen with coiled-coil domains and ankyrin repeats-like. Gene Ontology annotation, molecular function: actin binding. Lineage: Eukaryota; Metazoa; Chordata; Chondrichthyes; Rhinopristiformes; Pristidae. The transcript has 9 exons. Bases 198 to 878 code for a protein of 226 amino acids. The record is from RefSeq and is a predicted model, not a curated record.
GCGGCAGGUGUCAAUCGGAGGCGACGCCGUGCGUCAGGUGAGCCGAUGCCGGGAGGAGGGAAGUUUUGGCGGAGUUUGGCAGCGCUCCUCCGCUGCCCGGAAAGUUCAAAAGUUUGGGGGGGAAACACCAAAGUCGGCGCACAAACCUCGCAGUCCUCCUCCGGGAAUAAAAUAUAAACCUUUAGACUGGAGUAGCCAUGAAGAGCUUGAAGUCACGGCUGAAGAAACACGAAGUGACUCCCAACACAUCAGAUUGGAGCAAAUAUGACGACCGUUUGCUGAAGGCAGUGGAAAAGGGAGAUGUGGACAAAGUUACAUCAGUGCUGGCCAAGCGAGGGGUCACCCCGACCAAGCUGGAUGUGGAGGGCAGAUCAGCCUUCCACGUUGCAGCAGCGAAAGGGGAUGUCCCCUGUAUCAAUGCAAUGCUCUCCCACGGUGUUGAUGUCACGGCAAUAGACGCUGCAGGACGAAGUGUGUUACAUCUCGCUGCUAAAAAUGGGCAGUCGCUGUGCUUGCAACGGUUACUCCAGCAAGAUUGCCCUGUUGACACUAUAGACCAUCAAGGUAGAUCUGCCCUUCAUGAUGCAGCUGUUGCUGGUUGUGCAUCAUGUGUGAAGCUACUCUUGGACCAUGGAGCUGUUGUGAAUGUCAAGGAUGGGGAUGGAGGGACCCCUCUUCUGUUGGCUGUCCAGGCAUGCCACCCUGUGGCCUGUCGCCUCUUACUGGAUCGCGGAGCAGACGUCAACUCUAGGGAUAAAGAAAGCAGAUCGGAGCCAAUCCCGGUUAAAGCAUGGACACAGUGUUUGCACUAUGCACAGCUCUCCAAAAACCCAGAAGUGUUGACUUUGAUCAGAGCUGCAGUGGAGAAGGCAGGUUAA